AUGGCCGGAAAGCACCACGGCAUUGAUGCCGAAGAGUCAAAAUUGGAGCGAGAACUCCAGCAAGACACAGAAAAUGCCGAACGUGAAAAUGAAACUCCGAAAGAACGCAAGCCUUUCUCUGAACUAGACUUGACACCAGGUACCGCGAAAGCCCUUGAAGCUAUGGGAUUCAAGACGAUGACAGAAGUGCAGGCACGCUGCAUCCCUCCGCUGCUGGCAGGCAAGGAUGUAUUGGGAGCUGCUCACACGGGUAGUGGCAAGACGCUGGCGUUCCUGAUUCCUGCUAUCGAAAUGCUGCAGCGCUUGAAGUUCAAGCCAAGGAACGGCACUGGUGCCAUUGUCAUCUCGCCAACGCGUGAGUUGGCACUGCAGAUUUUCGGUGUUGCAAAAGAGUUGAUGGCAAACCAAAGUCAGACCCUGGGCAUUAUUAUGGGUGGUGCCAACCGCAAAGCAGAGGCGGACAAACUUCAAAAGGGAGUCAACCUGAUUGUGGCGACGCCCGGCCGUCUCUUGGACCACUUACAGAACACCAAGGGGUUUGUUUUCAGUAACCUAAAGGCACUUAUCAUCGAUGAGGCGGAUCGUAUUUUGGAGAUUGGUUUCGAAGAUGAGAUGCGCCAGAUCUGCCAAAUUCUUCCCAAUGAAAACCGACAAUCGAUGCUGUUCUCCGCUACGCAAACGACCAAGGUGCAAGACCUUGCUCGUAUUUCAUUGCGCCCAGGUCCCUUGUACAUUAAUGUGCAUGAGCAGAUGUCGGCAUCGACUGUCUCCAAAUUGGAACAGGGCUAUGUGGUCUGUGAUAGCGACAAGCGAUUCUUGCUUCUGUUCACGUUCCUUAAACGCAAUGCAGGAAAGAAGAUUAUUGUGUUUAUGAGCAGCUGCAACAGUGUGAAGUACCAUGGCGAACUGCUUAAUUAUAUUGAUGUGCCUGUCCUUGACUUGCAUGGCAAACAAAAGCAGCAAAAGCGAAGCACGACCUUUUUCGAGUUCUGCAACGCCCCAAGUGGCAUCCUUUUGUGCACAGACGUAGCUGCACGUGGCCUUGAUAUCCCAGCUGUGGACUGGAUCAUUCAGUACGACCCACCGGAUGACCCUCGCGACUAUAUUCAUCGCGUAGGCCGUACAGCGCGUGGCGGCAAGGGUGGCCGCUCGCUUCUGUUUUUGCUCCCUAGUGAGUUGGGCUUCCUUCGUUUCCUGAAAGUGGCCAAAGUACCCUUGAACGAAUAUACCUUCCCUCCUAAUAAGAUCGCCAAUGUGCAAAAUCAAUUGGAAAAAUUGAUCGCCAAGAACUAUUACUUGCAUCAAUCGGCGAAGGAAGGAUACCGUUCGUAUAUUCAGGCCUACGGAUCGUACUCGCUGAAACGCAUUUACGAUAUCCACGCCUUGGACUUGGCCAAGGUGGCCAAGGCAUUUGGCUUUGCUGUACCGCCAAAAGUCAAUGUGACCAUCGGAACAGGCCUGAAGGCUAAGAAGGAGCGGCCAGAAGACGACGAUGAGGAUAAGGACGAUGACCAGCCGCAAGGUAAGCGCCAGCGUGUCGACCGUCGGUCGUAUGGCCAUCGCGAUGAGAAGGCCAGCAAGUUCCGCAGCGGACAUCGCUCCGGCAACACACAGUGGAGCCGCUAG
Messenger RNA from Malassezia pachydermatis, 1626 nucleotides. Its product is annotated as atp-dependent rna helicase has1. Gene Ontology annotation, cellular component: nucleolus. Gene Ontology annotation, molecular function: RNA helicase activity; nucleic acid binding; ATP binding. Bases 1 to 1626 code for a protein of 541 amino acids. The transcript has a single exon. The record is from RefSeq and is a predicted model, not a curated record. Gene Ontology annotation, biological process: maturation of LSU-rRNA from tricistronic rRNA transcript (SSU-rRNA, 5.8S rRNA, LSU-rRNA). Lineage: Eukaryota; Fungi; Basidiomycota; Malasseziomycetes; Malasseziales; Malasseziaceae.